UCCCACACAACCCACUUAGUCGUCGCCCUCCCCGGUCCCAGCUCCUCCUCCCCCAUUGGUGCGCUGUACAGCUGCGCCGCCAUGGGCAACCCUAGCACUGCCCCCUCGGCGUUGCCGUCUGUUGCGGCACUGCCUCCAUUGCCGCCGCUUCCUACAUCGGGAGACAAUGCUUCGUCGCCCUCAAUAGCACUUGUGCCGAUGCCCAUGGUGCCCUGUGCUAGUCCUUCUCCACCUUUGAGGUCUCCUGCCAUGCCUAUGUGCUCAUCUUCAACCGCCGCUGCCGCCGUGGCCGCGGCCACAGCACAUCGAGAGGCAAUCAGGGAAGGAGAGAGGAGGAAGCCAUCACAGGUCACAUCGAGAGCCCCUGAUGUGAUCCACGAGAGGAUGAGGUGCCAGAUCAGGUCUUUUUAAAUGUUUCUUAAUGCAGAACCACAUGUGCACAUCAAUUUCGUGCAUUGCUGAUCCACCUAUCUUCCUCCGCUAUCAGCUCUAGGACCUGCAGAAGUUGGUGCAGUCAUGCCUGAACCAGGCUCAGCAAGCUCUUUUUUCAUUUUUGCCUAGUUUUCUACUUGCAGCUGUGAAUGACAUUUCUCCUUCACGUGGCACAAAGAACUAAGAAAAACUGGCUGUGAUUAAGUAGUUCAAGUUGUAUCGUUCUGAGAUGGUUGUUUGCAUUGGUAAAAACGCAGCUUAGCUUGAUAAAAGGUCCUUCGAGUGAUCUCAAUUCCUUUGAACGUAUCAACAUGUAUUCAGAUUAUAUUGAUUUUUGGGAGUCCAUCUGAGAUUUGGUUUUA
Messenger RNA from Panicum virgatum (switchgrass), 794 nucleotides. Its product is annotated as actin cytoskeleton-regulatory complex protein pan1-like. The transcript has 2 exons. The record is from RefSeq and is a predicted model, not a curated record. Bases 82 to 411 code for a protein of 109 amino acids. NCBI's taxonomy places the organism in Eukaryota, Viridiplantae, Streptophyta, Magnoliopsida, Poales, Poaceae.